AUGUCUCGCGUUUCGUCCAGGGGUUCCGACUUGGAGAUGUGCCAUGGAGGGGCAACGACCACCCUAAAUGGAUACGAGGUCAGGAAGAGACGCACUAGUGGUUCUAGCUCCGACGAAGGAAAUCAGACAUUCGAUGGUUUUAUCAAUGAGGAUUACCGUGUGGGAGCCAUGGACUUAUGUGCUCUUCCUGUGCAGACCAUAGGAGUCUCAAGAGCUAAUUACCUGUAUUCGCGCCUUUGCUCACCUGAGAGCCCAGUUAAGAGGGCAAUCGAAUCGAUUCUCAAGUCCCACAAUAUCGUACGAAGAUGGAAUGAUUUUGAAAGGGCCAUUUGCCAGAGGGGCGAUCAUGAAGACAAUACACCCCAAAGAUGUGCUGUGCUCGUUGUCGGUUGCUACCGGCAAAUUGAAGACCGAAAAAGCACCCCAACGAUCCUCAUCCUGCUCAAUGUUGCAAGUACCAGAAAUUGGGAGAACACGUGGAAAAUCGAGAUCCAGAUUCGUACGGACUUUAAGCUACCAGAUGUCGCCGUUGAUAUUUCGAAAGACGUCAUAUAUCGUUCUGGCCACUGGGUGGGAGAUUUGGAUGAACGAUCAUGCCAGGAUCCCGUGCGGCCCAGAUCAAAUAUGGGCAUAAAUUUGGAGGAUCGUGUUGCAGGAACCUUUAGCGGUUACGUUGAACUAAAAUCGCUCAACUGGAGACAAUUUGGUCUAACCUGCUUUAACUGUGUCCUUCCAACUAGAGAGAAAUCUGCUCUAGAGCUGAAGGCCAGUGAGUAA
Aspergillus sclerotioniger CBS 115572 is the source of this 777-nucleotide messenger RNA. RefSeq lists its product as uncharacterized. NCBI's taxonomy places the organism in Eukaryota, Fungi, Ascomycota, Eurotiomycetes, Eurotiales, Aspergillaceae. The transcript has 3 exons. Bases 1 to 777 code for a protein of 258 amino acids. The record is from RefSeq and is a predicted model, not a curated record.